GUAUUUGUGCAUAAAGUGGAAAAGUAGGCUUGUACUUAUUUUUUCAAUUUGCUUAUUUGAAAUCAACAUGAUUUUAUUUCAGUCAAUGACUAAAUAUAAAACUAGCAACAUCGCGUGUUAAGUGAAAUCCUAAAAGCAAAAUGUCUGGACGCGGAAAAGGAGGAAAAGUUAACGGAAAGGCCAAAUCCCGCUCGACUCGUGCCGGACUUCAAUUCCCGGUCGGACGCAUUCACCGUCUGCUCCGCAAAGGAAACUAUGCUGAUCGCAUCGGAGCUGGUGCUCCAGUUUACUUGGCUGCUGUAAUGGAAUACCUCGCUGCUGAGGUUCUCGAGUUGGCUGGCAAUGCUGCCCGUGACAACAAGAAGACUAGGAUCAUUCCUCGCCAUGUCCAGUUGGCCAUCCGCAACGAUGAAGAGUUGAACAAGCUGCUAUCUGGUGUUACUCUGGCUGAGGGUGGAGUGCUUCCUAAAAUCCAAGCAGUUCUUCUACCCAAGAAGACCGACAAUAAGGCACCCAUCUAAAAGAGAAUAAAGAACAAGCAGCAAUA
Drosophila ananassae is the source of this 547-nucleotide messenger RNA. Its product is annotated as histone H2A. The record is from RefSeq and is a predicted model, not a curated record. Bases 141 to 521 code for a protein of 126 amino acids. NCBI's taxonomy places the organism in Eukaryota, Metazoa, Arthropoda, Insecta, Diptera, Drosophilidae. Gene Ontology annotation, cellular component: nucleosome. The transcript is spliced from 2 exons. Gene Ontology annotation, molecular function: structural constituent of chromatin; protein heterodimerization activity; DNA binding.